AUGGUUAGCAUUGGCAGGAAGAUUUACAACCUGCUGGCGCCGUCCGCCGAAAAGGGCGACGAUGGCCGUGAUGUAUGGGGUUCUCGAACAUCCUUCAUCUUCGCAGCAAUGGGGGGUGCCGUUGGUCUCGGCAACCUUCUUCGGUUCCCUUCCAUCGUCUUCAAUAAUCACGGAUUACAAUUCUUUAUCCCUUACCUAAUCUCGCUCGCCUGCCUGGCCAUCCCGACGCUACUUCUCGAAAUCAGUAUCGGCCAGGCCUACCGCAGCGGCUGUGUCCUUGCCUGGCACCACGCUCACAAGAGGGCGAAAGGCGUAGGGUUUGGUGUCGUCUACAUUGGCUACGCCAUCGUCAUCUACUACGUUCCCAUCAUUGCGUGGAUCAUGACAUACUUUCGGCACUCGUUCUCCAACCCUCUGCCAUGGACUGGUCGCAAUGAGGAGUUUUUCUAUGGGACUGUUCUUCAGGAUGUUCCGGGUGUUGAGGGAAACUUGACGGCCGAUGGCAGCGCUGUUCAAGACUAUACUUACUAUCCCGGCAUGGGGAUGGUCACAGAAACGACUUUGUGGAAUUUGUUCACCUGGUUUGGUAAGCCGCACAGUGUCAAUCAAGGAUCUGCCUUCUCCCAGCUGACUUUCCGCUCUACUUUAGUUGUAUGGCUUUGCAUGUUCAAAGGCAUCGGUCUUACGGGGCGUGUGGUCUACUUCACGAUGGCCAUGCCUCUAAUCCUCAUGAUCGUCCUCAUCGGCCGCGGUUGCUCUCUGCCCAACGCUAUUGACGGCAUUCGUAUUUACUGGACCGAGUGGCACAGCGAAAAGCUUGCCUCGGGCACUAUUUGGCAGGAAGCGUGUGGCCAAGUGUUUUUUAGUACCGGCAUUGGUAUGGGCUAUGCCUCAUACAACUCCAAGUAUUCCAACGCCGUUCAGGAUGCCCUGAUCAUUUGCAUCUCAAACUCUCUCAUCGAAAUCAUUGGCUCCAUGUCUGUCUUCGGAGUUGUCGGCUACCUCGGCAUGCAUCCAGACACCAGCGACAGACUCAAUACUUUCGUCGUUGGUUUCUUGACAUACCCCGAAGCCAUUUCUGAGAUGCCCGGCGCCAACUUCUGGGGCGUCCUGUUCUUCGCGACCCUCUUCAUUCUGGGCCUCGGUUCUGCAUUUGCUCUGCUUGAGACGUUGGUCACCAUGGUUUGCGACACUGACUGGGGCAAAAAGUAUUCUCGCCCGUGGGUCUCCACUGUCAUUGUCAUCGCUUCGUGCCUCAUAUCACUGCCCUUUUGCACUGAAUUCGGGUAUACCCUUGUUGAUGCGGCUGACACCUGGAUCAAUUAUCUGGCGCUGUUCUGGAUCGUCUGGUGCGAAGCUGUCUGUGCCACUACACUUUAUCGUUACCGCGAUGUUGUCGACCAGUGCGGCAUUCUGUCUUGGUGCUUGUACAACGUGUUUGGCUACGUCGGAGGUAUGUUCAUCGGUCUUGUUGUGGCCCAUUCGGUCUCUGCUGAGGCCGGCGCCGGUGUUGGCUUCGGCAUGUUCGUCGUCGGAACUGUUUCUUCGGUGCUCCUCGCCUCUGACCCAACGGCCUACUGCCCCGACUUUUUCUGCAAAAGUUCCUUCAUGAGACGUUUCUGGUAUCUAACAUCAUAUUCGGGCAACCAACUGCGUCGCGAUCUCAACGCCACGAUCUGCGUCAGCGGGCAGUGGAAGAUCCCCGCCAUAUGGGCAUUUGUGCUGAAGUACAACACGGCGCCGAUUGUCGCCAUCAUCUUUUCCUUUGCAUACCCGAACUUUUACUCUGGAAAGCGCUGGGACCCUCUGCAUAUCGCCGGUUUUACCUUUAUGCACAUCGUUCUCGUCAGUUCACUCGUUGGCCUCGUCAUGCCACGCUGGUUCAACGUGUUGGUCCCCGAACACAAAAAGACUGAAGGCGACUACCCCGUCAUGCCGGGCACGAUUUUUUCGAGGGCGAAUGCGGCUGGUACGCUAGAUAUUGACGGGGUGCCACAGACUUCGGCGGACUCUACAAUUGAGGCUCGUGCACCGAGCGCAGAGGAGACCUGGACACAAGACAGGAGCUCAUCGCAGGAAAAGGUUGCCGACAAGCGCCAGCAAGGCGUAUUGUAG
Molecule: messenger RNA, 2115 nt
Organism: Colletotrichum spaethianum
Lineage: Eukaryota; Fungi; Ascomycota; Sordariomycetes; Glomerellales; Glomerellaceae
Product: sodium/nucleoside cotransporter 1
Exons: 3
Coding region: 1-2115 (704 amino acids)
Biological process (GO): sodium ion transmembrane transport
Cellular component (GO): membrane
Source: RefSeq, a predicted model, not a curated record